Molecule: messenger RNA, 918 nt
Organism: Amoebophrya sp. A25
Lineage: Eukaryota; Dinophyceae; Syndiniales; Amoebophryaceae
Source: the annotation of a GenBank genome assembly
GGUCUUGCCAGGAGAUUAUCCGAAAACGCCUUUGGACGUACGCAAUCUCGUAUGCCUGCAAUGCGAUACUCUCCAUAAUUGGAAAGAUGUCAAAGCAAGGUACUCAGUUACUCUUACUUACAACGUCAAGAUGUAGUCGCAUUUUCGAGGCCAGAUGCACCACUAUCUUCAUUAGCAUUUUAGAAAUUGCUUAUCUAUCCGCGACUACGACUAGUAUCUAUCUAAGUAGAGCGACUUCUUCCUUCCUUGAUCCUUCAACAUCGACAUCAUGAUGAUAAAGAUGAUCUUAGUCCCGCAUUCUCUUCUGUCCGUUUUCGUCUGUCUCACAUCAAUUCCUUCUGUUUAAUCUUGAAAAACCUACGUUGACAUUCUAGGCUCGAGGCUACGACCCGUGCUUUCGACCCUGCUUCAGCGCCGGCGAAAUCUAUCCGCGCACGUCGAGCGUGGCAACAUUGUUGCCGACAGGAGAUCGAGCGGGCAUGCAACGACGAGCCUGCGAAGUAUCUAGUGUGCGUAAAUUGCCACCGCGCAGGGCAUUGUGCCGAGGAGUGCGAGGUGAAGGAUAGGUGGACAAAGCGGUACUUGGGUAGGCACGAGCGCAGUGAGCAAAUGCUCUAUCGGCGUAUCAAUCACACGGCGAGUGAACUAGAAGAGUUCAGGCAGGGUGAAAAGUGCAAGCGAACUCGUGGCAUCAUCACCAAAAUGGAGUCCCUGCAUGCCCGCAUACGAGCGCUCGCUGGCGCACCAACGGGAGCGCCACUGAGUCUCGAAGCCCUGCGCCGUGCAAACUUGUCCCCAGACAAGAUCACGCAAUUGGUCGAUGACAUUGAGGAGUUACGCCGAUCGGAUUUGAUCUUUCCAGCGGAGAUCGACAAGAUGUGCACCCAGAUUUUGGAGAACCCAACACUGCUCCAUGAC